Molecule: messenger RNA, 2099 nt
Organism: Acanthoscelides obtectus
Lineage: Eukaryota; Metazoa; Arthropoda; Insecta; Coleoptera; Chrysomelidae
Source: the annotation of a GenBank genome assembly
AGAAAAACAGAUAAUAGCAGUUUAUAUUUUCCAACUGAGGAAACAGGAAACUAUUUGCUUAAACUUUUUUAUCAAUUAUUUUUUUAUUUAACAUCAUUAGUUUUCAUCCCAAAUUUUUUUAAAUAGAUUUAACUCGUACUAAAAUAAUGAUGACAUGUGACAUCCGUUCAGUAUAGGUGUAGUAUUGGCAAUUAGGGCAUAUUUAUGCUUUUUGGCGGUCCCUUGGCAACAGAUAAUGCAAUUUAUGACUUAUUUUUACACCCGACCGAACCUACCUAACUCCCUGAUAAAUGUUCAGAAUGCCUAAUCGUUUUACUCAAUAUGACUCCUGCCAAAUACCUCGUGUGAUUCGCACAUUCACCAAGGAAGAAGUUUACUAUCUUGUCCUUCCAGCACGUAGAGCAGAUAGAUUUUUCCUACACUUUGAUGAGGAACAGAUCUUGAUUCAGUAUGCAAUUGUCGUAAACGGCCUAACAUGCUACAACUGCGACUCCAAAAACAACGCUCUGUGUUCCUACGGCUUCACAUCACUGACUUACGCCUCACAAGAGUGCUCUAGCGCAGGAUUCAUCGACAACAUCAUCAGCCCUAAAUGCUACAAAAUCACUGCUGAAGGUAAAGAUGGCUCCUCCUACAUCGCAAGAGGCUGCCUACCACCAGCGACUGUAGGCUGCAGUGCCAUGGCCAAAGCCAUUGGCUGGAUAUCGAACGCAGACAGCCAAGAUGGUCUAAGGAACUUGCAGUGUGACACUUGCGAAACCGACAAGUGUAAUUCGGCCACCAGGAUGACAGGAUUCACCAUUGUUGGACUUGUCAUCUCCUCUUUCUUAUUCAUGUUCUAAUUCGAACACCUAUAAACUUUCUGUAUGCAAAUACUCGAAUAGUGCUUAGAAAGUAAUUUUUAUACUAUUUUUAAGAAUAUUUUUACGUGAAAUGCUGGUCAGCGAACCCUUUUUAAUUAUUUUAUUACGAUCUGCUACCCUGAGCUCUUUUGGUAUGAGCUACAAGGUUCUUAUAAGAUCCAGAUUUUAGUGAUUUUAUACAUAUAUACAUGUGUAUGCAUACCUGGCCUCCUGAAAACAAUUUUGUCAUAACCUGAUACGCAAAAUAUAAUUGCAUUUAUUGGAUUAAUACAUCAGAUCAUGGAAGGGUUUCAUCUAAAUUAUACCACAUUUUUCAACAAUUUUUCUCUGGCAUUAACACGAUACUGAUUUGUUGACCAGUGUUAUUAGCAAUCGUUUACCUCGAAAACAGCUUGCGAUUCAUAUGCUAUAUCUUUUGUAAUGGAUGAUCACAUUCCAAAUCUAUAUUAAUACAUUGAAAAUACUUUUCUUGUGAUAUUUUGUGAAAUAUGGAAGUUUCAAUAGUUUACGCAGAUUGUUAUAAAUUCGUCAAAUCCUAUUAUUAUUUUUUUAAAUCCAGCUGUAGAAUUCCAACUUUAUAAUAAACAUAUUUUUGUACUCGGCUAUAUACUGAACACUGUAACAAUUUUGGAGAUGCAUUUCAAUAUAUAUUUAGAUGUUAACGUGGGGCCAAAGCUUUAAAAUAUUUCAGAGAUUAUAACGUGUCAUAAAUAGAUAUUAUCGAAUGACUUUGGCUCCUUUAUGUUUUGCCAAAAAUUAGAAGUGUAAGUGUGUACUUAAAAUCAAACAGGAGGAAGUGGAAAAAUGCAUUUUUGUUCGGAAUUGAUGUUGUAGUUACCAUGUUACAAAAAAUGUGGGUACUUGGAGUGAAUUAUGCCUAUAUUAGAUUUGUAUUAUAAAAAGGAAAUCAGUUUUUAGCUACGUUAAUAGCAUUGCUUAUGUGCCAUUUUUACUUGGCUCUCUUCAAGAAUAGUGAUGAAGUAAAAUAUUGCAAAGUAAGUUUCAUCUGUAUAAUUUAAAACCCCCUAUUGCAUACCUACUGAUAAUUAGGUCUGAAGCUUCACAUCAAGAAAUGUGUUCCUGUUUCCUUGUACAGAAAAAUGAAAGUCCAUUUCGUCCAUACGUUCGUAUCUAAAUAUAUUUGGGCUUCAUUCACUCCAAACUCAAUACUAUUGUAUUUAAGUGUUGUAAAGUGUACCAAUGAAGAUAUUCUGCGAAUAAACUGCUUUAAACGUA